Molecule: messenger RNA, 348 nt
Organism: Yamadazyma tenuis ATCC 10573
Lineage: Eukaryota; Fungi; Ascomycota; Pichiomycetes; Serinales; Debaryomycetaceae
Source: RefSeq, a predicted model, not a curated record
AUCAACAAUGUCGACGAAAAGAAAAGAUGAAACCAGCGAGCCAUCAGAAACAGUGAUCCCCCUCGACAAUUACAAGCAGGUAACCGUGCGCCGAUUCAAGACUAUGAAUUUGGUGGACAUUCGUGAGUUUUACGUCGAUAAGGUCACCAAGGAGAAAAAACCCGGUAAAAAAGGCAUUUCAUUAACAGAAGAAAUGUGGAAGAAGCUCAUGGCAUCACAGCACCAGAUCCAGGAGGCGUUGGACCAACUCAAUAGCGAGCCGCCCGCCAAAAAGGUCAAGCAGGAAUCUAUACUGAAGAAAACUGUCAAUGACAGUGAAGAGGAUUAGGAAUAUACAUUAUAUGAUAA